This is a messenger RNA of Cercopithifilaria johnstoni, 1431 nucleotides long. The record is from the annotation of a GenBank genome assembly. Lineage: Eukaryota; Metazoa; Nematoda; Chromadorea; Rhabditida; Onchocercidae.
AUGAGUAAUAUAUACGUGAACGAACCAGCAACAAGCGGCAAGGUUUGCAUGAAAACAACAGUUGGUGAUAUUGAUAUCGAAUUGUGGUCCAAAGAAUGUCCACUGGCAUGCCGAAAUUUCAUCCAGUUAUGCAUGGAAGGUUACUAUAAUGGUACUAUAUUUCAUCGGGUAAUACCAGAUUUUAUCGUUCAAGGAGGCGAUCCAACGGGUACUGGUGAAGGAGGUGAAAGCAUUUAUACCGCUUCAUUCAAGAAUGAGUUCCACCAACGGUUGAAGUUUAAUCGUCGUGGUCUUGUCGGAAUGGCCAGUGGAAAUGAUGGCCUGAAUGGUUCACAGUUCUUUUUUACUUUAAAUGCAACACCGGAUCUCAACAAAAAACACACUCUUUUUGGAAAAGUCGUUGGUAAUACACUUUUCAAUAUGUUACACCUGGGAGAAUGUGCAACAGGAGAAGAUGAUAAGCCGCUUACGAAACAGAAAAUAUUGCAAGUGGAAAUACUGAAUAAUCCAUUCAGUGAUAUUGUUCCACGGGAAAAAAAGAAAGAUAAGAGAAAGAAGGAAAAAAUUCGGGAAAAAAAAGAUGCUAAAAAGAAUCUUACUCUUCUUUCAUUUGGUGAUGAAGCCGAAGAAGAUGAAAUAAAAUUGCUGGAAGCGAACGAAAAAUUAAAAUGUAAGAGUAAAAGUGCACAUGAUAUAUUGGCUGAUGAAACGCUCAGUAAAGAAUUGGCUGUUCCGAUGGAGGAACUCACCGAACCGUCAAGUGCACCGGAUAUCGAAGAUAAUGAAGAAAGAGAAACACAGAUGGAACGGAUUAGAGAAAAACUGAAAAAGCGUAAGCGUAAAGCUACCGGUGAUGAUCGAGGCGAUGAGGAAGAUGAAGAUUUUGAAUCGAUGAUCAAACAAGAGAUGAAUGAUCGUCAAAAGAAGGAAUUAGAAAAAAUCACUGCAGAAGUAAAAUUAGUGCAGAAAGAUUUGAAAGCUAUGCUUAAGCCGAAGAAAGAAAAGGAAGAAAUAGAAGAAGAAAAAUUACUAACGGAAGCAACAAAGAAACACCUCGAAAUGAAGCAAAAAUUCAGGGAAAAUGCAAAAGUUAAGCUGAAAUCAAAGGAUCCACGACGGCAAGAUGAGACUAUGUCAAUGCUUGAAAAAAUUUUGGCGGGACACGAAGGUAUGAAGUCAGUCAUCUCUGUAAAAACAUCAAAUUCGGAAAAAGAAGAGAAAGAGCGGGAAGUAUCAGUUGGGAAGCUUAAUUACGAUAAUGAAGAAGAUUUAGAUACUGCAGAAAUUUUGAUACAUAAAUUCGUGGCGCCUGAAGAAGAUAGUAAAGUAAGCAAAGCGAAAGAUGCAAAUCUACGAGAAGAAAGUGAAGAUUGGUACGAUAUUAUGGAUCCGCGGAAUAAAAUAAAUCAGCGGAGGAGAGGAGUUGUAUAG